AUUCAGUCAAGAUAAUAAUGUUAAUUCGAUUCAAACAACUGAUUCAGCACUUCGGUCAUGUGUGAAGUCAUUCAGUUUAUUUCCCCAUGAAACAAUACUGCAUAUUUUACAGAAAAUGUUAAUUAACAUUCAUGUCAUAUGAUUUUACAUAUCAUUGAUACCUAUAAAUUAUUAUUAUUAUUAUUAUAAGUAGGCUACGUAAUAGAAGUAACCCAAGUGGGACCAAUGAAGUUUAUGCCCUAAAGCACAUGACCUGCUAGAAGUGACAUCAUUUCCUUGGAGGGAAAGCAACUCCAAGAACAAAACACCAGCAACAGUGGAAAUGGCCACAGGAGAUCUGGUGCCCACACACUUCCCGGCACGGCGGGCGGCUCAGGUGGCCCUGCAUUACCUGAACACCCGUCACGGCUCGCCCUUCAGAGUGUUUGGACUGCAGCAGGUUCACAAGGCCAAGGCGGAGGACGUGGGAACGGGAGGGAGGAAGUACAGCCUGGAUUUCUCCGUGACUGACUACGGCAGUUCGGGCUCAGUGCUGCAGUGCUCAGCGGACGUGUUGUUCCCGAGGACGGAGAAGCACAGUCCUCCUGAAGUCCAGCUGCGCAGUGAGAAUCUGCAGCAGCUCAGCAGCUCGUCGGAGGAGGAGGAAGCGUUCUACCAGAAAUACAUCUCACCCGACAGCGCCAUCUCUGUGCACGACAUACCAGACAGCUACGGUAACAUCAGUCAAGACAUGAAGCCGUUUUGGCAUUUGGCUCGUGUGGCGGCGUCGUUCAUCAUGCUGAGAGAGUCCAGUGAGAACACGGAGUAUAACAUGGCACAGGUGGCCAACGUCACCCAGCAGGAGACGAGCGAGAAGCAGCUGAUGCUGAAGUAUCACGUUCUUCUUCAUGACUUCGUCUCCCAGGAGAUUGUUCACUGGAAGCUGCUAUCAUCCUGGUCUCCUGAUGGGGGCGUCAGAGUGCUGGAGACGGAGUGGCAACCCAAAUGCCCUCACGCUACCAAACCACCAUUGGCAAACUGAGCUCACUCUCACACACACUCACACACACUCACACACACACACACACACACACACACACACACACACGUGCUGUCUGAUCACGAAUCAACAUUAAUAAACAGAGAAAAUACA
Molecule: messenger RNA, 1132 nt
Organism: Ctenopharyngodon idella (grass carp)
Lineage: Eukaryota; Metazoa; Chordata; Actinopteri; Cypriniformes; Xenocyprididae
Gene: lxn
Product: latexin
Exons: 8
Coding region: 323-1021 (232 amino acids)
Molecular function (GO): metalloendopeptidase inhibitor activity
Source: RefSeq, a predicted model, not a curated record